UGCUAGUCCCAGUACACCACAUGUCCAAUCACAAUCUCUCAUCACUCUCGCAGCUAGGUUCCCUCUAAAGUUCUAAACCCAUAGAAUUUUUUCGUAGAAUUCUGUGGCCAUUUGUGUGUUUUCUUUCUCCCUUUUCAUCAGUCAUUUUCCCAAGAAACAUGAGGCAUGUGGGUGUCAGCUGUGUUACGAGUUGGGAGUGUAGAAGAAAACUGAAAAAGACCAGCUGACUUUUCUUAUACUCUUUUUUAUAUAUUUUUUCUUGAAUCUGAGAAUAUUAUGGGGAUUUGUGAUGAUGAGUUUUUGUCUGCUUCGUAUUGGUUUUGCUGUUCAUUAAUUGAGCCAUCUGUAUAAAUGCCAGCCAAUGAGUUUCUUGGUUGGGCCCUGUUCUUCACCCGGCUCUACUGUUCAUUCUUCUUGUAAAUAGAUUCCAAUUCAAAUUUGGGGAAUCCCAGAAACCCUUUUGUGUUUCUGGGCUGUGUUUCUUUUUGUUGGUUGAUUCUUUUUUGUGAAAGGAAUUGAUUGAUGGGGUAUCAAGUGCAGUCAAUUUUAUGUGCAAUUUGCAUCCUGUGGUUGAAUUCUUUUGUGGGCAUUGGUUACUCUUUGUCUAAUUUAGAUCAGGAAAGAGAUAGGAUUACAUAUUUGCCUGGACAGCCUCAAAAUGUUGGAUUCAAUCAGUACUCAGGUUAUAUCACUGUGAAUCAGCAGUCUGGGAGGGCAUUGUUUUACUGGUUAACUGAGGCACCUGCAUAUAGAGGGCCUGAUUCAAGGCCACUUGUUUUGUGGCUUAAUGGUGGCCCUGGUUGCUCUUCCGUAGCUUAUGGAGCGGCCGAAGAGAUCGGCCCAUUUCGGAUUAAUUCCGAUGGGAAAACCCUUUACCUCAAUCCUUAUUCUUGGAACAAAUUGGCGAAUUUGCUUUUCCUAGAGUCGCCGGCUGGUGUUGGUUUUUCGUAUUCAAAUACUUCAUCGGAUUUGUAUACCGUAGGUGACCAGAGAACAGCUGAAGAUGCGUAUGCAUUUCUUGUCGGCUGGUUCGAGAGGUUUCCUCAGUACAAAUAUAGAGAUUUUUACAUUGCUGGAGAAAGUUAUGCAGGACAUUAUGUUCCUCAGCUAUCUCAAAUCAUAUACCAAAGAAACAAAGGAAUUCAGAAUCCAGUUAUUAAUUUCAAGGGAUUCAUGGUGGGGAAUGCUGUCACUGAUGAUUACCAUGAUUAUAUCGGCACAUUUGAGUAUUGGUGGACUCACGGUUUAAUUUCAGACUCAACUUACAAAAUUCUGCGUAGAACAUGUGACUUGGGGUCCUCUACUCAUCCUUCAAGUGAUUGCGUCAAAUCUCUUGAUCUCGCCGACAAGGAGAUGGGGAACAUUGAUCCCUACAGCAUUUAUACUCGUCCCUGCAAUAGCGCUUCUUCACUUAGACGUCGGUUAAGGGGUCACUAUCCAUGGAUGUCCAGGGCAUAUGACCCCUGCACUGAACGGUAUUCUGAAAUUUACUUCAAUCUCCCUGAAGUUCAAAAUGCAUUACAUGCCAACGUCACACGGAUUUCCUACCCAUGGCAAUCUUGCAGCGAUAUAGUUGGUAACUACUGGGCAGAUACUCCUCUAUCUGUGCUUCCUAUUUAUCAAGAACUGAUAGCUGCUGGACACAGGAUUUGGGUAUUUAGUGGAGAUACUGAUGCAGUUGUUCCCGUCACUGCAACUCGCUAUUCAAUCGAUGCUUUGAAGCUUCCAACCAUAACAAAGUGGUAUCCUUGGUACGAUAAUGGAAAGGUUGGUGGAUGGAGCCAAGUGUACAAAGGACUGACUCUGGUGACCGUUACUGGAGCUGGGCACGAGGUGCCUCUACAUCGCCCACGACAAGCGUUUAUUCUUUUCAGAUCAUUUUUGGAGAACAAGCCGAUGCCCAGCUGAAUCAUAUUUUCAAGACAAGUAGCUGAUUUCUUCGUGUUGAAAAGAAACGAAUAAUCGUACGUAUUUACUGUUCUUCUUUUUACUUAGCUCCAUAAUAUUAGGUUGAUUUGGAUUACUGAGAAGAAAGAUCAAAUAUGAGACUAUAGAUUUUUUUUUUUUUUUUUCUCUCGAAAGAAAUACGUCUGUAGUUCGAUUUGUUAACGAUGUGUAGAGUGGAAACACGACAUCUUGUACAAGAUUUCUUUUGUAGUAAAGUUGCAUUCUCUGCAACAUCUUCCCAAUUGUAUUUUGAGAGAUCAAAUUUUGCUUUAAUGAUGUGUUUUGGAGGGAGUCCUGCAA
Molecule: messenger RNA, 2247 nt
Organism: Sesamum indicum (sesame)
Lineage: Eukaryota; Viridiplantae; Streptophyta; Magnoliopsida; Lamiales; Pedaliaceae
Product: serine carboxypeptidase-like 27
Biological process (GO): proteolysis
Cellular component (GO): vacuole
Molecular function (GO): serine-type carboxypeptidase activity
Source: RefSeq, a predicted model, not a curated record